Molecule: messenger RNA, 732 nt
Organism: Paraglomus brasilianum
Lineage: Eukaryota; Fungi; Glomeromycota; Glomeromycetes; Paraglomerales; Paraglomeraceae
Source: the annotation of a GenBank genome assembly
AUGAGUAAUCCAAAUAGAGCUUCACGCCAUGCGUCUGGCAUACUCCCUUCAAAACAAUUCUUUGCUCCUCGAAAACCAAUACCUUCAUACCCAUCCUCUGCGAGACGAAAAUCUACACUCUCAGCCACGUUUCCUGGCUCGCCGACGUCAAACAGUUUCUUAUCGCUGGAGCCGUCAACACGAACACCUAUAACAUCACUGAUCUUGGAAGAGGGUAGUUCGACUAAUUCACAACGAAACUCCAUUCCACUCGACUCUUUGUCGUCACCUACUCAGGAGACAACUAUUCAUACGACAGACGGCAACCCGACUCCAGUUGUUCGACAGGGUCCAUAUCAUGCUCGUCGGUCAAGACAGUCGGGUAUAUUAUCGGCUGCUGGAGUGCUGGAUCCGACUUCUCCUUCAUCAAUGUCGGAACCCACUUCCUCUGUCCGUGGUAGAUUAUCCGACCCUAUGGGUGGUAUUAAUAACAAGCGACUGUCAUCCAAACAUAAUUCAUUUCUUGCUGUACCAUAUUCAUCUGUGAAUGCAAAACCUAAUGCUCAAUUAACGUCGCAUACGGGUGGAACUGAAGGAGAUAGUAAAGGACGGAGAAGAGUAUACCAAUUAUGGCCUGGGAAGAAUAGGUUUUUCUUGGGAGGGAGGAUUAUGACUAGUAGAGAUUUUCCUGCAUUUGUGGUUGCACUUUCUGCUCUGAUUAUACCAUCAUCACUAUUCCUGGCUUUCACGUAA